Ochotona curzoniae (black-lipped pika) is the source of this 2295-nucleotide messenger RNA. RefSeq names its product MAP7 domain containing 2 (gene MAP7D2). Gene Ontology annotation, cellular component: microtubule cytoskeleton. Gene Ontology annotation, biological process: microtubule cytoskeleton organization. The record is from RefSeq and is a predicted model, not a curated record. Bases 1 to 2295 code for a protein of 764 amino acids. The transcript has 17 exons. Lineage: Eukaryota; Metazoa; Chordata; Mammalia; Lagomorpha; Ochotonidae.
AUGGAGCGCGGUGGCGGCGGCGGCGGCGGGGCCGGUGCCCGAGCUGAGGUGACUGCGCGGGGCACCUUGCCCCUGGGAAGGUUGGCAGAACCCGGCUCGGUGCGAAGCUCGUCACCCGGCCAGCGGCCGUCUGGUAUGGAUGGAUUUUUGAAAUCAGACGAGAGACAAAGAUUAGCCAAAGAAAGACGGGAAGAAAGAGAGAAAUGCCUGGCUGCCCGGGAACAACAGAUUUUGGAGAAGCAGAAAAGAGCCAAGCUCCAGUAUGAGAAGCAAAUUGAGGAGCGAUGGCGGAAACUGGAAGAGCAGCGGCAGCGGGAGGAUCAGAAGAGGGCUGCUGUGGAAGAGAAGAGGAAGCAGAAGCUCCGGGAGGAGGAGGAGCGGCUGGAGGCCAUGAUGCGCCGUUCUCUGGAGCGCUCGCAGCAGCUGGAACUGAAGAAGAAGUGUUCAUGGGGAGCAUCCCAGGCCACGGGACCUGGAGGACGGGAUGCAUGUGACAAACUCUCAACAUCAGCCAUGAAUUUGCCAAAGCAGACGGAGCCUCCCAUGAGCAAACGCCUGUCUUCAUCCACUGCGGCAAUGUCCUAUUCCCCAGAUCGAGCUCAUCGCAUGCACCUUAGUCCCAUGGAAAACUUUCUUGUUAUGCGACUGUUGACACCCACACAGGCUUCUUUAGCCAGAAGGAGAAGUAAAUCCCUGUUCUCUCAGCAGGCCAGUGAUUCAGUAUUCUCUGUCUGUCCUCGUUUAGCUUCUUCUGGCCUUUUAAAGUCUUCUUACAAAUAUUCUCCCACUCGAACAAUCGAGAAGAAGGCUGUACCUACAUCUGGCAUUGGAGAUGCUGAGAAAGGAGCCCCCACAGGAGCAGAGGCCUCCUCGAUGGAUAAGGUGAAGAAAGGGCUACGAGUGACAACUUCUGUUCCUUCUGGUGGCCUUGGGUCCCCUCUGAGAAGAUACGAUUUUUCCAAAGGCAUGUCUGAGAGGCCGUCUUCUCCUGUAAAAUCCAAGACUUCAAAAGCAUAUCCACAAUCUCCAAAGUCGAUGAAGCCUGCAUACAUAGGGUCUCCAGUGAGACACCGCUCUCCCAUCCCUCCCAGUCAGGAAGUGCUGAAGAAGAAAGCAGAAAAAGAGAGGAGCAACAAGGACAGGGAAGAUGCUUUGGCUCAGGAGAUGGCUGCCCUGCACGUGGAAGAAGCCUCCGAGAAACAUGUGGCAGACAAUCAUGCCAGCGAGAAGCAUGUGCAUGCAGGAGGAAAGGCCGAAGUUAGCUCAGGCUUAGGGAAGCCCACGGCAGGCACCACUGAUGCAGAAGAAGCUGCCAAAAUCCUGGCUGAAAAGCGGCGACAGGCCCGGCUGCAGAAAGAACAGGAGGAACAAGAACGACUGGAGAAAGAAGAACAAGACAGGCUAGAGAGAGAGGAACUCAAGAGAAAGGCAGAAGAGGAAAGGCUUUGCCUGGAAGAAGCAGCCCACAGACAGGAAGAGGAAAACAAGCAGCAGGAAGAGGAAGCCAAGCAGAAGGCUGAGGAGGAGGUGCUCUUGAAAGAAAAGCAAGAAGCAGCCGGGAGUGAGAAGCAGGUACAGUAUGGGUUCUCAGAGAAAGCAGAAGCCAAGGCCCAGGAGGCAGCUAAGCACCUGCGUCUGGAGAGAGAGCAGAUCAUGUUGCAGAUUGAGCAGGAGCGACUGGAGAGAAAGAAGAGGAUAGAUGAAAUCAUGAAGAGAACAAGAAAGAGUGAUGUACCUCUAGAAGUAAAGAAAGAAGAACCCAAAGUAGAGAUUCAGCCUCCUGUGCGUAUGGAAAAUAAGAUAAAACCAGUUGUCCCUGACAAAAUAGAAAUCAGUGGGUGGAACACCUGCCAGGAAGUUAAUGGUGUAGGGCGCACUGCCCCGGAAGUUAAUGGUGUAGGGCACACUGCCCUACAAGUUUUUCCUCCAGACAUUUUCUCAAAUGGGCUUAAACCAGCUGGGGGACUCAUUCAUCUGGAUGGCCUUGAUGGAAAAUCAAACAGUUUAGAUGAUUCUACUGAAGAGGUUCAGUCUAUGGAUGUGAGUCCUGCUUCAAAAGAAGAGCUUAUAUCCAUCCCAGAGUUUUCACCAGUGAGUGAAAUGAUUCCCGGGAUGUCUCUGGACCAAAAUGGAACUGGCAACGCCCGAGCACUUCAAGAUCUCUUAGAUUUCACCGGCCCCCCAACGUUCCCCAAGCCGUCCAGUGAAGGUCUCAGCCUGGAUGACUGUAAUAAAAACCUCAUUGAAGGAUUUAACAGUCCUGGCCAGGAAGCCAGUCUGCACAGCUUCUGUUGA